GCUCAAGCGAUCCUCCUGCCUCAGCAUCUUGAGUAGCUGGGACUACAGGCGUGAGCUGCUGUGCCUGGCCUCACUUACUUCUGUAGACUUGAUGUUGAUUAUCUGGAAAUUAAGGGCAUUAGGCUAGUGAUCUAUAAAGUCUUUCUAGCUCAUAACUUUUAGUAAUUCUUAUAUUGUAGAGACAUUUGUAUACUUUAACCAUGUGUACAUGGGAAUAACAGAAAACGAUGAUAGUAGCAGCUAACAUUUAUUGUAGCCACUGCCUACCUACCAGGUGGAUUUCUAAGUGCUUUACUCAUUUUAAUGCCUUCAAACCUUAUAUCAACCUACUGUGCUUUUAUAAUCCCCAUUUUAUAGGUCACUCAACUAGUAAGUGGAAACAUGAUUUACAUCCUAGCAGUUUGACUUCUGUCUCAGUUUGAGUUUCCAGGACUGUGAGAUGGAGAUUAGCAUGCAGGAUGUUCAUUUGGGAACGUUCUUGGGAUUACCACCCAGGGAAGGGAAGGGAAGGAAAUAGUACUGGGCAGAGGCACAAGUUGGAUUGUGAUUCAGUCUCAACAGAGCCCUCAGCUGACAUCAUGGGGACCUCUGAAGCUGAGACAAUUCUCCAGAAUUGGGAUGGAGUUGGCAAGGUCAUUCAAAAUGUCUGGAUGUUGGAAACCCAAGAGGUCUUGAGAAUAUAUGUCAUUAAGAGGAUCUGCACCAGUGACAAUUGUACCUCUUCCUGGAGAGCAAGUACAGGUUCAGGGGGUCAUCCAGAAGACAGCUCAGUCUUCUGUAAUUCACCCACCACACGUGCAAACGGUAUCAUCUUUAUCAGAAAGUGAGGAGUCUCAGGACUCAUCUGAUAGCAUAGGCUCCUCACAGAAAGCCCACGGGAUCCUAGCACGGCGCCCAUCAUACAGGAAAAUUUUUAAAGAUCUAUCUUCUGAAGAUACACGAGGCAGAAAAGGAGACGGAGAAAACCCUGGAGUUUCCGCUGUCACUUCUAUGUCCGUUCCUACUCCCAUCUAUCAGACUAGCAGUGGACAGUACAUUGCCAUUGCCCCAAAUGGAGCCUUACAGUUGGCCAGUCCAGGGACAGAUGGAGUACAGGGACUUCAGACAUUAACCAUGACGAAUUCAGGCAAUACUCAGCAAGGUACAACUAUUCUCCAGUAUGCGCAGACCUCUGAUGGACAGCAAAUACUUGUGCCCAGCAAUCAAGUGGUAGUACAGACGGCAUCGGGAGAUAUGCAGACAUAUCAGAUUCGUACCACACCUUCAGCUACUUCUCUGCCACAAACUGUGGUGAUGACAUCUCCUGUUACUCUUACAUCUCAGACAACUAAGACAGAUGACCCCCAAUUGAAAAGAGAAAUAAGGUUAAUGAAAAACAGAGAGGCUGCUCGAGAAUGUCGCAGAAAGAAGAAAGAAUAUGUUAAAUGCCUGGAAAAUCGAGUUGCAGUCCUGGAAAAUCAAAAUAAGACUCUAAUAGAAGAGUUAAAAACUUUGAAGGAUCUUUAUUCCCAUAAAAGUGUUUGAUUCUUAACAAAGAAAAUAUUUUUGUGGACUUGCCUAAAAAUUAUAUUUGAUUUUUUAGUGGAGUUUUAUAAAUUAAAAGGUCAGAAGUGGAGCUUUUUAUGUAGGCUUUUGCAACUCAAAUAUCUUUGUAAGAUAUCUGGUGACAGAGGAUAUAGUGGAAAGUGACCUCAAGGAAGCUACUGGCAAAACUGGAAGCUUUGUAAAAAUGAAACAUACUCAAGAAGCAAGAAACCAACUUUCAGCAAUUUGAAUUUUCUUUCUUUCUUUUUUUUUUUAAUUUAAAUUUUCUAAGUAACAAUAGUUGUCAGUCCAAAAAUGGCAGAUAAAGAUGAGAUUUGGUAAAUUGGAUUUUUAGAAGUAAAUCAGUUUACCCUAUAGGUUUGCAUUUCUUACUGUUUUUCUGAAAUUUACCUUUUUCAGUUUGUGUGUG
Microcebus murinus (gray mouse lemur) is the source of this 1954-nucleotide messenger RNA. The record is from RefSeq and is a predicted model, not a curated record. NCBI's taxonomy places the organism in Eukaryota, Metazoa, Chordata, Mammalia, Primates, Cheirogaleidae.